GUCGGUGAGCGGGCGGCGGGCGGUGCCGGCAGUGACCCGGGCGGGCGGGCGGGGACAGCAGCCUCCGGGCCGGGAUGGGGAACGCGGAGAGCGCCGGGGCCGAGCAGCCCGACCCCGCCGAGGAGGAGGAGGACGAGGACGAGGACGAGGAGCUGGUCGCGGACACGGAGCGCGGCCCCGCCAGGGCGGGCCUCCCGGCCCCGGGCUCGGCGCUGGGGGCGGCCGGGGGCCCGGAGGCGGCGGACGGAGGCGCCGGGCCCGGCUCGGCGGCCGCCCUGAGCCUGGGCUGCGGCCCCGGCCCCGCCGUCCUGUUCCAGCAGCAGCGGCUGCGGGAGGCGGCGGCCCGGGUGCGGGACGAGGUGGCGGAGAACGUGGUGCAGCAGCACCACAGCCACCUGAUCCGCUGGCUGGAGGAGCGGCUGGGCCGCGGCGAGGACACCGUCCGCCUCGCACAGUUCUGUGACCUGCUCGGCUCACGGUUCGCCGUCAGGGAGGAGUGCGAGGAGGCAUUUGCUCAGUUCGAUGCAGAGGGAGAUGGCACAGUCGCUGUGGAAAACAUGUUGGAGUCAUUGAAAACCUCUGGUGGGGCUAAUCUGCGGGGAGAAUUGAGUCAUGUGAUUCGACAGCUGCAGGCGUGCUCCCUAACUCCAGGAUUUGUUGACAUCUUUUCAAAAAAUAAGGAACGCAUGGGUGUUCACGCUGCAAAAAUCUUGCGUUUCCUCCACAGGAACAGAAUCCCAAGUAAUGCUAUCCCAUUUCCCAUGAUGGACAGUUAUAAUAACAUUUGUGCCAUGCGUUCCUCCGUUUUGAAGGAUUGCCUAAAGCAAUUGUUAGAGAAAAAGAAUGAACAAGCAAUUCAAUGUCCCACAGAUAUGAAUGGUGAAAGAGAUUUGGAUAAGCUCAAGGUAGUAACCAAGUGCUACACCACCUUGGAAACUUCCUCAAACUCAACUGAUGUUGACAAGAUGAUCAAUGGAGAAACAACUUCCUACUGGCAGUCAGAUGGGAGUUCAUGUUCGCACUGGAUCAGGUUACGCUUAAAACCUGAUGUUGUGCUGAAACAUUUAUCAAUAGCAGUGUCGGCUAGUGAUCAAAGUUACAUGCCACAACAGGUGACUGUGUCCUUGGGGAGGAAUCCCAGUAACAUGCAGGAAAUCCGUGAUGUCCGUAUUCCCAGUAAUAUGACCGGAUACAUUACAUUGCUGGAAAAUGCAAGCAUCAAUCACCCAUUUGUACAGAUAAAUAUUAAACGUUGUCAUGGUGAUGGGUGUGACACAAGGAUUCAUGGGCUGAAGACUAUGGGAUACCAGGUUAUGAAGAAAUCUGGAGUGUCUGUGUCUGAUGCAUCUGCCAUUUGGUAUUUGACCCUAUUAACGACACUGGUGACAGCUUCUGUGGAAACGAAUCCAGACCUGGCGCAAAGUGUGCUACAAAUUACACAAAAAGCACUGCAGCACAUGCCGCCCCUUUCCCUCACAGCUGGGUCCACAGUGAUGCCCAGCUUCAUGUCAACAAAUGUCCUGGAGAAAGUGGACAGUUUUCUCAUCAGGAUUGCAGGAUGCUGUGCUAGUCCUGAAGCAGAGUUGACCCUUUUGGCUUUUGCUUUGGCCAGAGGAAGUGUUGCUAAAGUGAUGAUGUCACUUUUGACCAUCAGUGAUCAUCUAGAUGCAGAGUAUGAGGCUUCUCAGCUCCUCACAGCAAUGGCAUCCGUGCGACUAAACCAGCUUCAUAAAUAUGGGAAACCACUUCAGUUGACUGUGGAGGCCUGUGAUGCCAAAGAAGGAAAAGAAAAGGGAUUUGGACCCACUGCUGUGCUCUAUGAGUCACUGCUGGGAGACGGAUUUUUGUCAGAGGCCGGCCAUACACGAGCCAGCUUCAUUCUGUCAACAAGAACUAAAUUAGCCAUCCAGGUCACUCAGAUCAGGGUUAAGGUCCAUAAUGGUGCUAAAGGAGCAAAAUGUGGCUUGGUCUUUGCUUAUAAUGAUGAGUCAGAAACCUUUGAUGCAGAGAAACAUUUCAAGAGGUUUGAAAAGUAUAAUAAAUGGAAGCUACAAGAGUUUCGACAAUUUGUGAAGGAAAGAAACAGUGACCAGAGGGUUGACUUGGAUGGAGAUGAUCCUGUUGGUUGGUUUGAACUGGAAGAUGAAUGGAAUGAAACUGAAGUAAAAUUACCAAUCUGUCGAAUCAGCAAGUAUCUGAUGGUGAAGUUUCUCUGUCCCCGUCAAGAAGAUGAGAAUAACGUGCGUAUUGGCAUCAAGCAUCUAUCCAUUCGUGGCUACGUGAGACCAGCCAAUCAAGAGUGUGUCUCUUUCUCUGAUACAACACCAAGUGGUCUUGUUACUGGGCAAACUCUUGUGUUGAAGACGCUCUAUUUCAUCCAACAACUGGCACAGGAUGCAGCAGAACUGAAGGAGCGGAAGUUAAAACAGAAACCUUACCUGGACUUUUCAGACCUUAAUCUACAACUGUUCUGGAACUUCUACAAAAAGUUCAGAGAAAAUCAAGAAUUAGAGUGUCUCCUAGCACAGACAAUUUUAUUGCAACUUCUUCAGAAUUGCUUGGUGCUACUGUCUGGAUCUCAUUCGUCUCAGAAAGCACAAGGCACAGCACAGCCUGGCACUGAGAGGAAACAGCCUAUUGACACAGAAUCUGCUUGUGACCUCUAUGUGUAUCUUUGUGAAGUAGUGGAUGGUGAGAAAUACGACACGGUUUCUGGAAUGUUGAGGAAGGAAGCGGUAAAUACCAUCCUUAGUGGAGCUGCCAUCUUUUUUCCAGAUGUAAACACUCGGCGUAGUCAACUUUUUAAAAUGAUGGAAACAAUUACUGAACCUUCUCAACCUCAUUCUGCUACAAUUACAUUCCAGUCCCUGUGUCAUUACUUUAGUAACCAGGAUCCAAGUGGGCUGCUCCAGUUGCCGCAGAAGGGGGUUCCUGAAGAGUUCGACAUUAAUUCGAUAAUGAUGGUUAUGGAUACCUUGCUGUUAGUAGCAACACGAGAGUGUGAAUUAACAGUCGUAAAACAAUUCAUUUGGGAAGAAUGGCCGUUUCUUGUCAAUCUGCUUUGGGCAUUGCAAGGCCAUCUCCUCUCCUGGUGUUACCUACAGCUGAAGGGAAGUGACGUCUUAUCUGUUCAACAUGCAAGAGAAAUUCUCCUUAACUAUGUCAAGCGCCACAUCUCCUGUGCAUCUAAUGUCCUAGAUUUCCUGAUGCUGAAAUGCAGUGGGAAUAAGAUCAUGGCAAAACUGAAUGACUCCUUUCUUGCUAUGGCCACUAGACAGCUGGUAAUCUUUCUUUUGGAACUUUCUAACUUGGAAAUCCCUCACUGUGAACUGCUGCAAGCUUUUGCUCCACUGGCAAAGAUGUUGAAGAACCUCUGCUGUGAAACUGGUGAUGAUUUUAUCAAGCUUGGUGGUGAGAACUUGGAGAAAUCUGAGGAGCCAGUGUUUCUCAGGAUGUGGAGCAUGGAGUCUACACACAACUAUGAAAAUAAUAGUCAUGCAACAACCGUUUUUGUUUGUCCGGGUGCAACAUUAUUUGAAGUGGAGUUUGAUGAAAAGUGUGAAACAGAGAAAAGGUACGAUUACUUGGAGUUUACAGACUCCAGAGGAGUGAAAGUGCGUUAUGAUGGGAAAGUCGGGACAGAGAAAUGGCCAACGUUAGUGACGUUUAAAUCAGGCCCAAGGCUGCAGUUUCUCUUCCACUCUGACAACUGUAACAAUGAAUGGGGAUACAAAUUCAUGGUGAAAGCGUAUGGUCUACCAGAUGUACGGGUACCUUGGGUUGCAGAUCUACAACUUCUUGUGUCUCGACUAAUGGGUUGCCUUGCCUCCCGUGCGCUGUCUUUGAACUCUGCCUGUGGGCUGUUCCCUUCUGUUGAGUUAUCAGUGGAAAAGGUUACUUCUGUUGUGGAGUCUCAGCUCUGGAAACCCAUCUUAAGGCAUGGAACCUGUGCAGGAGUAAAUCAGUACCCGGUGGGAACAAAGGACAGCACAUCAGCAGAAGAAACUGAACUGAGCAAGGAUGAUGUUCAGAAGUUCCUGCUUCAGGUUGCUCUCUGGGAUCCUUCGCAAGAUGACGUCACUGACUCUCAGACUGACCUAAUCAAGAGACUCGUCAGCCUUUGCAAGAAGCAGUCGGCAAAGUUGGAAGUAGUUAGUGGAAUUGGUCUUGGGUCAAAAGUUGACCAAGCUGUGAAUUCUGUAUUUGCUGCCAUGUUGUACCAUAGCACUGAUCUUCACAGUGCACUGAGAACCUACGUUAAGAGCGGAGGUACUGCAGGAUUCAAUGACGAAAUUGCAGAAGUGUAUGCGUUGGCUGAAGGAAUGAAAACUUGGAUAAUGGAACGUAAACAGAAAUAUGUAAUGAUGAUCAGUGAUAAGGAGGAAGUGCAAGAUGAUGACAAGAUGAACCCAGAAAACAUCAAUGAAAACUGGAUUGGGAAGAGCCUCUUACUACUAAAAUUUGCACCAUUACCGACAAAAAAUAUUGACUCUUCUUCUGAUGAGAAGAGAGCAGAUACUUUACAAGAGCAGGAAGACGUUUUGCUCAAAUCUGUCGAUCAGCCGGCGCAACUUAUUACUGCCCAGUCUACAACAUUGCAGGAACCAAUUGUGCAGUCACAGAACACAGUGGGUGAAAAGCCCCAGCAAGCAAUCCCUCCUGCCAGUACGUUGAACAAUGACCUUGAUCCUGCUGGUCAAACCUGGACUGAGAGCCCAGCUUCUUCAGUGAGCACAACGCCCAGUGAAAACCUAACGUCUCCUUAUGUUGACUUUCACUCCCCUUUCAGUUCCAAACCCAAAGCUGCAUUUAGUAAAGGCCGACUUAGAUUACUUUCACUCAGGUCCAUGGAAGAGUUUAAAGUUGUCCCAAUCCAAGACAAAUAUCCAAUUUUGAAGAGCAUUUUGGCGUUCAUGAAGGAUCCCAAUAUUUCAUCUGAAAGUGUCUUACAGGUUCUAUCUUUGCGGAAGGCCCAGGCCAAAAACAUCAUCAAUGUUCUCCGUGCAGUUAGUGAAUGCCUGCAAUCACUAGGACAACCUCACCUCUUCCAGUUCUCCUGCAUUCUCUUUCUGCAGGAAAUGUUAACUUGCCAGAAGGAAUUGAUCAGCUAUCAUCAACAGUUGGAGGGCUGUGGAAAGGAGCUAUGGAGUGAACUUCGACAGACUUACUACAAUCUUGUGUUGCUGCUUGUAACUGCUGUUCGUCAGUUUAACACUGAGAAAGAUUGGUCCCUACUCCCAGCACUGUCCUGUGUUCAGACCUGCCUGCUGCAUUUGCUAGAUAUGAGUUGGGAGGCACCAGACAUAUCCUUUUUCAAUGACAUCAAUCUACCUGAUCUCUUAUUGGCAAUGUCACAGGAAAAUAUCAGUAUUCACGACAGCGCUAUACACCAGUGGAGUGAAGAGGAUGAGAUUGCAGAUUAUGAAUGCAACAAAGAGUGGAUGGAGGAAUGUCAGGAUGGAAUACAGCUGCGUGUCUGGUACGAGAGGAUGACUAAUGCUACAGCUGAAGAGAAGAGGCGAAUGCACAUGUUCGUUGCACGCUACUGUGACCUGUUGAAUGUGGAGAUAUCCUGCGAUGGAUGUCAUAAAAUAGCACCUUGGCAUCGCUACCGCUGUCUUCAGUGUCCAGACAUGGAUCUCUGCAAAACCUGCUUCCUUGGUGGAGUGAUGCCUGAACAUCAUGAAGAUUAUCAUAAAAUGGUGAACAUGGAGUAUGCGUGUGAUCACUGCCAGGGGCUAAUCAUUGGCCGUAGGAUCAAUUGCAAUGUAUGUGAUGACUUUGACCUCUGCUACGGGUGUUAUUCUGCAAAGAAGUACCCAGACAGCCAUUUGCCAACGCACAGCAUUACAGUGUUCCCCAUGGUGACGAUUCGGAUCAGUGACCGUCACCGUCUCAUUCAGCCGUACAUCCACAACUACACCUGGCUGCUAUUCAGCGCGCUAGCCCUCUACACGGCCGACAUUGUAACAGAGCAGAAACCCGCCGAGGAGGAUCUGGACCCUUGUGUGCGAUCUCAGGCUGAGGCAUUGGAAGCUCGCUGCACAGAGCUCAUCACUGAAUAUCUGCUCAAAGCCCACCAAGGAAAAAGUCUAAAGAAUUCUGCAGUGCUUUCAUUACUCUCCAAUGUGUCGACUGAAGGUGAGGCGGACAUUACCGAUACCACAGCAGGAUCUGCAGCAGGGAUACUUUCCAUAACAGAUCACAGCACUAGUAACCAGCAUCAGGAAUCUAUUGCUGCAGAUGACCAGAGAGAGAUGUUAUCUGAUACACAAUCCAGAGAUGGACAGGAAGCUGUUCAGUGCCGUCAGGAGAAAAUCCAAAAGAAGUUAAAAUCAAGUGCAAGUGAUACCACCUUGGCAAGUAUUGACAGCAUUGAGUGGGAGAGCGUGCAGGUUCUAGAGGUACCUGGAUCCAGGAGUGAUGCUUCGUACUUGGAGAAGGGAACUGUAAGCCAAGACUCUUCAUCUACGUCGGACUCUGAAAUGUUUUCAUCCAGUCAGUUAAAUGUCCCUGCAGUUGCAGGUAGUGCAUCAGAAGAUGAGGUGAAACACACCAGUUCCGUGAUUAGCACUUCUUCAUCACAACAAGCUUCCUCUGGAGCUUCCAGUAAGAAGUCUAAAGUCGAACAGCAUCUGAACACUUCGCUUUCUGAGCAGAGUUCUCCAUUAUCUGUGGCAUCUACUUCAGGGACAACAGAGCCAUCUGAAUCUGGCACCGUCUCAAAAUUGUCCUCCAGUGAUGCAGCAAAGUCAGUUGCCACAGAAUCGGUGCCACAGUCCUCCGUGUCAGGCACACAGCCAUUCGAGUCCCGAGCAGCCGAACAACAAACACCUGCGAUGGAUGUGAGGAUGCUUAGAGCAGCAGGGCCCAAAUCUGCCUGGGGAGCCACGACGGAUCAUUCACGUGGAUCGAAAGCUGCCUUCAAGAUGGAUGUUAGUGAAAAAGAAGCCUUGCCCAGCCAAGACCAGGUCUUUGCUGAGUGCUUGCAGGAGAGAAUACUGGGUCUGCUUGCUGCCAUGCUUCCUCCUGUAAAAUCUGAUUCAACCAUAUGCUUACCUAACCUGCGGCAGGUACUGAAGCUCCUAUUCCGACUGGCAAUGCAGAAUCCCGGGCAGCUGCUCGAAACCUAUCACUUGACACUGGGACUGCUUGGGCAGUUGCUGAUGAGAAUCUCCCCAGAAGAAGCUGAUGCAGCAGUAAAAGAAGUCCUCUUUGCAUCUUGGACACUACUUAGCACAGCUGAAGGCAAAUUAAAACACCCAGGAUGGAUGACGACACAGGUUUUGUUCAGCCUUGGAGCAGUGUGCUUGGACUGCAGGAUUAGCCUGGACUGGGCAUCUUCUGUUGCAGACAUUCUCAGAGACCUGAACUCUAGCCCCCAGUGGCAAAAAGUGAUUGCUGCCUUCACAAAGCGCUGCAUUGAGGAGCUUCCCUUCCGUUUAAAACGCACCAACGUCUUUGCACUGUUGGUUCUGGUGGGAUUUCCAGAGGUAUUAUGUAGGGGAACACAUACUGUCUACAUAGACAAUGCCAAUGAGGCACAUGACGUUAUCGUCCUGAAACAUUUCACGGAGAAGAUUCAAGCUGUGGUAAUUGACACCAAGACUCGCAAACGUAAAACAGUGAGAGAUUAUCGGUUAACGCAAGUUUGUGAGCCUGAAUGGAUGACAACUCAAUCCCAACUCAUCCAGUUCCUGCAGCACUUCAUGUUAAUCUACAGCCAUCUACUGCAGACUAACAUGGACAGCAGCUUCCCAGAUGCGGUGGAGGCAACGUGGCUGCAAUCAUUAGCUCUAAAGGGUCUCUACAAAAUGCUGCAGAAGCAUAACAUUGAAGAGAUCCAUCCAGUCAUUCUACAAUCUGGUUUGAUCAAACUGCUGGAGAAGAAAUGCACCAAAGGGACAGGGUUUAGCAAGCUGUGGUUGCUUUGUGAUCUGGAGACCUUAUCGAUCAUGAUGUACUCAUCAAAAAAAGAGGCCAGUGCCAGUGCUGAAGGUGCUGAUGCGGAAACAGAGGAGCAGGAACAGACUCCAGAUCAUGAGUCUAAGAGCAGUACCUCUGUGUUUGAUUUGGACGAAACUAAGCCUGAUCCUUUGGAAGGUCUUGAUGAAGCCACAAAAAUUUGUUUCCAGAUAACUCACGAUGCUCUGAAUGCACCAUUGCAUAUUUUACGAGCCAUGUAUGAACUUCAGAUGAGAAAAACAGACUCCUUCUUCCUUGAAGUUCAAAAACGAUUUGAUGGGCAUGUAAUUACCACCGAUGAGACCAUUCAGUCCAUGUCUAUGAAGUGGCAGCCCAACAAAACCUCGCACACAGAAGACCACAACACGAAAGCUGUCGACACUGACAUGAUGAUUGUACCCUGUGUGUCCAAGCCUUUGCGUUGCGAGAAGGCAGUAGAAGAGAGCAAUCCUGUCUCGCAGAAGCUCAUAACCAAUACAGAAAGCGACCUACAACUCAGCUUCGCUAAACAGCGACGCACUAAAAGCUCCAUGCUGCUGCACAAAGAGCUGGACACACGCAGCAAGAGGGCAGUGCGCGACUACCUGUACAAGGUCAACGAAGCCAUCUCCAUUCUGUAUGCCAGGCACGUGCUCGCUUCUCUGUUAGCCAACUGGCCAAGUGGAGUGGCGAUCACAGAGGAAGUGCUGGGGCUCAGCUGUCCGUCUCACAUGGCCUACAUCCUUGAUCUGCUAAUGCAGCUGGAGGAGAAGCCGCUGUGGGAAAAGAUUCUACAGAGAGUGCUGCUCGGUUGCAGUGAGAACAUCCUGGGAUCUUUAGCGGUGACUGCCUGUCAGUUUAUGGAGGAGCCAGGAAUGGAUGUCCAGAUCAGAGAGUCCAAGCACCCCUAUGACAAUAAUACAACUAUUGAGGACAAAGUUCAUAUCCCUGGUGCCAUUUACCUGUCUGUGAAAUUUGAUCCUCAUUGUGUGUCUGAGGAUGGCUGUGAUGAGUUACUGAUGUCCAGCAGUAGUGACUACAAACAAGAUCGGCAUACAUUCAGCGGAUCGUCACAUAAGUGGAUUGACUUUGACAUUCCAGGUGAUACACUGUAUUACAGGUUUACAUCUGACCUAGACACCAAUGACUGGGGUUAUAAAUUCACAGUGACAGGAGGCCAUCGUGGGCGGUUUCUGACUGGGUUUGAGAUACUCAAGCAAAUGCUGUUGGAGGAGAGGGUUAUCCCACACCUUCCGCUGGCUGAAAUUUGGGAGUGGCAAGUGGGUGUGGCUUGUCAACAGAUGGGGCAUCAACGACUAAAAGCAAUUCAUCUGCUCUUGAAGAUAUUACAGUGCACCUCUUCCAGUGGCUGUGACCUCACAAUGCUGAGGCCACUCUGGCAGCUUUUCACCAAGAUGGAAAAUAAUGCACAUCAAGAUCAGACUGGAAUUUUUAUUCUUCCUCCUCUACAUCGAGCUUUGACUGAGUUAUUCUACGUUGCAGAAAAGCGGGCAAUGGAGCUCGGUGUGCUGCACGACUACUUUUUGGCCUUAACCACAGAAGAUCACAUCCACCACUGUGUUAUGCAGGGACUGAAGAACGUUGCUGCUAUCAGUCUCGCAAUUAACCAGCAGAAUAAAGCCACCAAGCUCCUGAGCGAACAGGCAACGUCCCAAACCAAGCCUGCUUAACAAAGCUCGUGAUACCGUCGACCACCAAGCCAAUAGAACUGAGACGAGCAGAGUCAUCCCAUGAAUUACAUCACACAGCAUUGACUGUCAGAUGUACUUAAACCUGCACUUUCUAAGAUUUGAUCCACUCAUUUUCCCUCACUAUCUCUACUUUCUUUCUCCUGUGCACUGUGACGAGACCCCUUUUGAGAGCUCCUCAAACUCCUUGGAUUCUGUAUUCAUGAAAAAUCCAACUUGAAAUUGUUUCACUCGCCACCUUGAUGGUAUAGGAUCUCUCACUGGUCAGCAGUUUCUGUGGCAAACGUUUCUACCACAUUAUUCCACUGUAGGAACUGGGGCAGAAAGUAAAGAUGAGCUCAACUUGUCCACAACCACCCUUCCUGUUAUUAACCGGUUACCUACAAUUGAAUAUUUGCAUGGAGUUGAUCAUUUAUUUCUGGCACUGAAUUGUUGAUUUUGCUUUUGAUAGGUUGGAUAUUACAAUAGUAAGAAGGUAAUCCUUUUUAUGAAGGUAAUUUUUUUUUUGUGUACUGAAAUAGAAAUCUUGACCAGCUUGUGUUUACUUAAUUCAUCAUUUGAGAGUCUGGCAGGGGUAAAUUGUGAUUGGAAAGGCCAUGUAUUCACCUAGUAAAAUAGUCUGUAUUACAUCUUAACAAGUUCUCAAGUCCCUGACUGUUCCCCACUCUUGCCUCUCCCAAAUCUAAAAGCCUUCCAAACAAAAGAAAUUCAAAAGAACAUGUGCCUGACAUCUGUUGUCUGUCACAGAGGACAUGUCAUUUUCAUUCAAUUAUUGGAACAUUUUUUAUUUAAGUUAGUCUGAGCAUAGAGUGCCAUUUCUAACUUUGUACUGUUUUUGAAGCAAGGAAGAUUUUCUUUGCUUCCAUCUUCUUCCUCCUAUGACCUGCCCCCUACUCCAAUGCUGCAUAGAAUUUUGAAUGUACAAUGCUGUCGAUAUUAUGUGAUGCGGGUAUUAAUUAUGCAGUUGAAAAUAAUGGACAUGUUUAAAAUAUUUACUCAGUUAUAUUUGCUGAGCUCUUUUAAAUAAAAUGCCAACUUGGUAUUGUUCAAUAAAAUAGAAACUAAGAAAUGUGCAAUUAAUUUGAUUUUUUUUUACAUGAAAAUUUGAAGAGCUUGAGGUACGAGACACUGUGGGAUUGCACUGUGUCUUGGAGGACUUGCAAUAACCUUCCAAAGUGGGGAGCUUUAUUAUAGGGAAGAUAGAAGACAGGAGAGGGUUAAAAUAGGAAUGGAAAGGAAGUAGGAAUGUGGUGGGAUAUGGACAAAUAUGUAAGCAGUUAAUGAAUCCAGGCAACCUAAUUAGAGGGGAGGUGAUGUAGCCACGACAGAUCUAGGCUUCAGCCAGAACACGGCUGACCCGUCCAAUGAUUGCAGCCAGCGGAAGGACAACUUUUAUUGACGGUUUGUUACUUGGAAUCUGCCAGGGUUGAAUUAAACAAAAGGAAUCUGUUGGAAGUAUAUGCAGCCCAUGGGAUCGUGGAAGAGUGAUCAAGAUGCCAAGUUAAAAGUAGCGGCACAUAAUUUAUCAGAGGCUUGUUGGAUGGUCAACAGAUUUUCAACAGGUGGUGUUGAGAUAGAGUGACUGCAACAUUUGAAAAAGAGUUUGGAAUUUGCAGCAAUAUGGGACAAAAGGGGUGGAAUAAAUGGCCUCUGUACUGUGAUUUGUGAUCUGUCUGUUACUCACCUUCUCUCGCUGUUAACAUCACUUGAAGUUGUAUGUAUUUUCCCGACUUGCAUCUGUUAUUCUACCAAAACCUCAGAGUCCAAUGAGUGAAUUAACUCAAAAAUGUAUCAUACUUUUAAAAUGCAUAAUAGUUAAUAAAAUCCCUUCUUUAAAAGUU
Messenger RNA from Pristis pectinata (smalltooth sawfish), 11494 nucleotides. It is a transcript of the gene zzef1, whose product is annotated as zinc finger, ZZ-type with EF hand domain 1. Gene Ontology annotation, cellular component: postsynapse. Gene Ontology annotation, molecular function: ubiquitin-like protein ligase activity; zinc ion binding; calcium ion binding. Gene Ontology annotation, biological process: regulation of synaptic plasticity; protein ubiquitination. Lineage: Eukaryota; Metazoa; Chordata; Chondrichthyes; Rhinopristiformes; Pristidae. The record is from RefSeq and is a predicted model, not a curated record.